Molecule: messenger RNA, 258 nt
Organism: Closterium sp. Yama58-4
Lineage: Eukaryota; Viridiplantae; Streptophyta; Zygnematophyceae; Desmidiales; Closteriaceae
Source: the annotation of a GenBank genome assembly
AUGGACGCCCCUCCCGGGGAUGCGGUGCUGCGCGUGGCUGAGCUGGCAGAGAGCUGCACCGUGGAGCACACUGCAGGCCGCCCAAGCAUGGCGCUCAUCGCCACCCAGCUGCACGCCGUCCGGGAGGAGGUGGCGGGGAGACAGGAGCUGGGUGCAGCGGCUAAGGUGGAUGCACAGGUUGAGAAGAUGAAGAGUGCAGUUGGUAGCGUGCUAAGCCUAGAUACGGAGAUCAACUUCAUUGCGGAAAACUGUUCUUGA